Sesamum indicum (sesame) is the source of this 1578-nucleotide messenger RNA. RefSeq names its product UDP-xylose transporter 3. The record is from RefSeq and is a predicted model, not a curated record. NCBI's taxonomy places the organism in Eukaryota, Viridiplantae, Streptophyta, Magnoliopsida, Lamiales, Pedaliaceae.
UAAUUCUCAAUUUUAAUUUCAUACCCCCCGGUGCUUCUCACACGUUUUCUUCUUACGUAAAAUCACAUUCUUUUAGGAGAAAGAUUGAUCAGAUUUCAGAUAUUUUUAACUCAGAUCACUGCAUCGAUUUCAGUGAUCUGAAAACCCUUUUCCGAUAUUGAGGCGUUGAAUCAGAGAGGAGACUGUGAAGAUGAGUGAAGGCCAGCGGUAUCAGCUGGGGACGAUUGGAGCGCUGAGUCUUUCUGUAGUUUCUUCGGUGUCUAUUGUGAUUUGCAACAAGGCGCUGAUUAGCACUCUUGGCUUUACUUUUGCUACCACUCUGACUAGCUGGCAUCUUCUUGUCACAUUUUGUUCUCUUCAUGUGGCUCUGUGGAUGAAAUGGUUUGAGCACAAGCCUUUUGAUCCUAGAGCUGUCAUGGGGUUUGGAAUUCUGAAUGGAACAUCGAUUGGUCUUCUAAAUCUUAGCCUGGGUUUCAACUCCGUUGGUUUCUAUCAGAUGACAAAACUGGCAAUUAUACCCUGCACUGUUCUUUUAGAGACGCUGUUCUUCAGAAAGAAGUUCAGUCGGAAUGUCCAGCUUUCACUCUCUGUUCUUCUCAUGGGCGUUGGAAUCGCCACAGUGACUGAUUUACAGCUCAAUAUCCUGGGUUCCAUCUUGUCUCUGCUUGCAGUUGUUACAACUUGUGUUGCACAAAUUAUGACAAAUACAAUCCAGAAGAAAUUCAAGGUUUCUUCGACCCAACUCCUGUACCAAUCUUGUCCAUAUCAGGCAAUAACUCUGUUUGUGACUGGACCAUUUUUAGAUGGGCUUUUGACAAACCAAAAUGUUUUUGCUUUCAAUUACACUCCUCAAGUUCUGGCAUUUAUCGUGCUUUCCUGCUUAAUAUCAGUGUCGGUGAACUUCAGUACCUUUCUGGUAAUUGGAAAGACAUCACCAGUCACCUAUCAGGUCCUGGGGCACUUAAAAACCUGCCUUGUUUUGGCAUUUGGCUACGUUCUUCUACAGGAUCCAUUUAGCUGGCGCAACAUUUUAGGAAUCUUGAUUGCUAUAGUAGGCAUGGUGCUAUACUCGUAUUAUUGCACCGUUGAAAGCCAGCAAAAGGCCGUUGCUGAAGCAUCGGCCCAAUUGUCUCAGGCCAAGGAAGGCGAGUCUGAUCCCCUACUAAGUGUUGAAAACGGAGGCGGUAUUUUAAACGAAGGAGGUGUUGUAAGAGCUCCUGGAUGGACUUCAAACAAGGACCUGCAGGCGUAAAAUCUUCACGGUACAAAUUCGUUUACCCUGUUUGAAUAUAUGGACGAAGUUAUUCUGGCGAAAAAGAUGUCGCCUUGCAAGGGAUUCCGUGCAUUGUGGAUUGGUGAUUUCUGCAUUUUCAACAUAUUAAAACUUUUGUUCACAAGUACUAGAGCUAAAUGAUAUGGUCUUAUGUAGCAGUUUUGUAUACGCUAGGCUUGCCAAUAGAAGUGAUGGUUAAUCAAAAUACUUGUUUCGUGGAUGACAUUGUUUUUUGAGAAGCAAAUGUUACAGUUUAGAUUAUGAAUAUGCGUUUUAAUGAAAAUUAUUAAUUGGUUGAGAAGAGA